Penicillium vulpinum is the source of this 2748-nucleotide messenger RNA. RefSeq lists its product as uncharacterized. Gene Ontology annotation, cellular component: ERMES complex; endoplasmic reticulum. Lineage: Eukaryota; Fungi; Ascomycota; Eurotiomycetes; Eurotiales; Aspergillaceae. Gene Ontology annotation, biological process: phospholipid transport. The transcript is spliced from 3 exons. The coding region runs from base 1 to 2748 and encodes 915 amino acids. Gene Ontology annotation, molecular function: lipid binding. The record is from RefSeq and is a predicted model, not a curated record.
AUGGGUUCGCUCGCUAGCUUCCUCUUCGUUUAUGCCCUAGGUGGGAUCACUUUCAUUCCACUACUUUUGUCCUUGAUCCUCCUCUAUGCCUACCUAACCCUUCCAUUUGCGCCUCAACUGCCUCAAUCAUGCGAGAAAGCGCCCGACCCCGUCCGCCAACCUACCGAUGACGACUUCAGUCUCAAGUCUGGCACCGACCAGCUGGCGGAAAAGUUCCAUCGUACCCACGAGUCAGAUGUUGCUGCUGGAUACUUCGCUGUCUGUCGUGAAUAUGUUCCUGGUGGUGUGAAUGGGAAACCCCCGAGAGAACGACUCCCGCAGGAGAAGUCGUUGCGGCCGAAAGUCCUAGCGUGUACCAGACAAACACCCAGUAUCGAUCCGGCGAAGGCGAAUGGAAAGGCCACCAAGCGGGCGCGGAAUGUCUUCUACAUUGUUCUCCGACAUGGCCACUUGAUGCUUUACGAUGAUGUAAAUCAGGUCGAGGUGCGGUAUGUCAUUUCGCUUGCUCACCAUGAUGUGACUAUAUAUGGCGGAGAAGGGGAUAUCCCAGAAGGAGAGCUGUGGCUCAAAAGAAACGCCAUUUGCCUCUCACGGCGACUGGCUUCGCUUGGGGAUCUAGGAGGGCCGACUCCGCCGUUUUAUCUCUUCUCUGAAAACUUGUCUGAGAAGGAGGAUUUCUAUAUCGCCAUGCUACAGAAUCAAAACCGGCUGUGGGACUCGUCUGAUCGCCCGCCGAAGCCUCAGGAGUUUGAUACCACGCAUAUUGUCACAUUGGUUCAGCGCCUGCAUUCCUCCGAAGAGCAGUUGCAGACACGUUGGAUCAAUGCUUUCCUUGGAAGGUGGUUUCUAGCGCUGUAUCGGACACCAGAGUUGGAGGAAUUCGUGCGAAGCAAGAUCGUCAAGAAGAUCUCUCGCGUCAACAAACCCAAUUUCAUUAGCAAGAUCGGCUUACAAAGAAUUGAUAUGGGCGAAGGGGCUCCGUUUAUCACCAACCCAAGACUGAAGGACUUGACGGUGGACGGCAAUUGUUGUGUGGAGGCCGAUAUUCAAUACACUGGAAACUUCCGGGUCGAGAUAUCGGCGACUGUGCGCAUUGACUUGGGCCCUCGGUUCAAGGCCAGAGAGGUCGACAUUGUUCUUGCCGUUGUGCUGAAGAAACUUGAAGGACAUUUGUUGGUACGCUUCAAGCCCCCACCCAGCAAUCGCGUCUGGAUGUCUUUCGAAACCACGCCGAAGAUGGAAAUGGAUAUCCAACCCAUUGUCAGCUCCAAACAAAUCACAUACAGCCUCAUACUGCGUACGAUCGAGAGCAAGAUCCGCGAAGUAUUGGCAGAGAGCAUCGUUCUGCCUUUCUGGGACGACGUUCCUUUCCAUAAUACCUUCGGCCAGGAUUUCCGCGGUGGUAUCUGGCAGCGAGAAACUCCAGUAUCGAGUGCUCAGGUAGAGAUACCAGAGAUACCCGAUGAAUCCGGUGAAGCUCCUCCGACUCCGAAGAGCGUUCCUAUUGAUCCCAUUGAAGUCCUCAAGUCCAAGGAUGAUCGCACGACGAGUAUGCCUGUCCUUUCCGAGCCCGGAACGGUCAAGAAAAAGCCGCGCAAAGGCGUCAAAUCUUCACUCUCGGAUUUGCAGUCGGAUAGUUCCACUGCAAUUUCCACCGGUGUUGAGAAGUUGGACAGCAUACAACUGCCUCGAGCUAUUCGGUCACAGACCUUCACUCACGCUGCAGAUCCUGUGGUUACAGCGGACAAUGCCAAGGUUGACAAGCUUGUUCCAGAGAACAAAGGCGAAGAAAAGAGUCAUGCAACAAGCGCCAUGAUAGAGAUAUCAAGCCGGUCCCCACCUACAUCCCCGCGCCGAACUCCAAGCACCUCGCCACCCACAGGUGGCCUUAUGAUGCCAGAAAAUGCGGUGCAUAGCCGCGAGUCGUCGGUUGUAGAUUCUAUUGAUAGCGCUAGCUUUGCCCACGAAAGUCUUAUUCAAAGGCCUUCUUCUACUCGUAUGGAGAGCGGGUCCUUCUCCGGCUUGAGAAACUCUCGGGGUAGUUCCACCACGUCCGUUGUCAGCGACACCGGUCGACGACGCAGCACAAUUGAAACCAUCACCAAAACCUUUACAUCUUCCGACGAUAGGUCUUCCGGUCCCAUGAGUCUCGGGCAAGCUACUGCUGCCGCCAAGAAAUGGAGCUGGAGCGUGUUUGGUAAAGGGGACCCAAACAACGGCCAAGAGUCGUCGCGGGUUCCUCCGGCUACGCUUAACCAACCCAUUGGGCGUGGUCAUCCUCAUCCACUACCUGGAACACCCUUGCCACGCCCAGACAAAUAUGCCUUGAAGAGGAGCGCAGGAACAUUGCCCAAGCGUAAACCUGUGGCAGCACAUACAGUGCCUGAACGUUCGAAGACGGGAAAUCAACAGCCCCCGCCAUCACCUUUACCUCGCAGGAAACCAAUGGCCCCUGAAGUGCGUAUUGACCAAGGCACUGACGAACUGCUCGUGGUGGAGGCACCUCAAGAAUCUGAGCCAAAUAGCCCGGCCCCGGGGGACUUAGAAUCAGACUCUGGUCUAAUAGCCCCGAUUCCUGUUGAGAGUGAGGAAUCAUCAAAGGCUGAACAGCUUGAGGCUGAUUCCGAAGAACAAGAAGAGUUGCCUGUUAUUGAAUUGCGGCGCUCUGUUCAUCAGGUGCCCUCUCCAACCUCAAGCAGUCAUGAAGCCUUGCCAUCUACUGGAAGGGUGGAAGUACCUUCAUCAUAA